AUUUUUCAUUCGUUUGCAUGUCUUUCUUUCAAUGCUCACAUCGAUUCUAUUGAUUUAUCUCGAAUAAGAUUGAUAGGUUAAUCUUGUACUACGGUAUUAUAGUGGUUCUUCUAACAUAGUUUCAAAAAUCAUUCGAUAAAUAGAGCAAAAAAAAAGAUCAAAAAACAGUAUAUUUGAUUCAUCUAUAAAUUAGUUUAUUUUCUCUGCCUACAUUUCUUUUCACAGUUAGAUAGUUAAUCAUUUCAUUAAAUAUAAAUAGGUUUUUCUUGAAAAUUUAAGGAUCAAUCUACUUUUAAAAAGAAUUUAAUUUAAAGUCUAAAUUUAAUUCCAUUGGCACCUUGAGUAAUGUCUAGUGUCGACAAGAAGAGAUGAGAGCAAAAAGGAGUAUUUUCGAAGAAUGUAGUCCACGGCAAGAGCGGUCUCGGGCCGACAUAAUGUAAAGUUUUGUCUUUAAUGAAAAAUGUUGCCAUUUUCAACCAAUUUUCUCAUAAACGUCAAAUUUUUUCACAUGUUAAUCAGUUUCUAGAUAAAUUCUAAAUGAUGUCAUGAGUAAUAGGCAUUGAUGUUGAAAAUCCGAAUAGCUUUUUGAUGAUACGUCAAAUCGUUAUAGCAGAAACGUUUUUGAAUGACGACAGUAGCAGCUCCCGAGCAUACGAUCUCGUAUCAAGCUUUGGAAAAAUCAGCUAGCGAGCUGUGGAUUAACAUAUCAGCUAUUCAAUAGUUACCUACAGAAAUAUGUUAAUAUAAAGUUACCUAAUGUUGUCUUUUUUUACAUAGUUCUAUUCAGAUUCAAAACCAAAUAAAAAUCAGAUCUGAAUUUCAUCUACACAUGAGCCUGAUCUGAACUCAGAUCUCGAAAGAUUCGCAGCUCUCUAGUAAUAAAAUUCACAAGGUUACGAAUCGUAGUAAGAUGCAGAUCGAGUUUUCUGCCAAAUUGGACAAGCCCUGCGAUGAAUUUUUUCAAAGAAGGGAGAAGUUACCUUUCCGAUCGCUAUCUUGCGUUAGCACCGCCAAUAUUAAUUUUAUUUUCUAGAGUGAUUAUCUGGAACUAAAAUUAUUUACUAAUUCAACAGAUGAUGAACAAUAUGUUAAUGAUGAACGACAAUGUUUAAUCAAAAUGUUUGCUUUAACAUGUCUUCAAUUAACAAUUAAAUAUGCAACUAAGUCAGGAAAGAUAACAUUAGCACAAAAAUUUAUUGAUGAAUUAGUUGAACAAGGAAAAGAUUAA
This is a messenger RNA of Rotaria sordida, 1228 nucleotides long. NCBI's taxonomy places the organism in Eukaryota, Metazoa, Rotifera, Eurotatoria, Philodinida, Philodinidae. The record is from the annotation of a GenBank genome assembly.